AUGCCUCGAAAUUAUAAGCCAGAUCCAAGAGGCAAGCAGUAUCGAAAAUAUGAUGAGACUACAAUCAAAAAAGCUUUGGAAGAAUUCAAAACCACUCCAAACAUUUCAAUAUCAGCUAUUGCAAAAAAAUACAACAUUAACAAAUCAGUUUUAUAUCGACAUAAUAGGAAAACGAUGAAAAAGCAAGGUGGACAAAAUGCUUUAGACGAUGAUACAAAACGCCAUAUUAUACAAUAUUGA
Parnassius mnemosyne (clouded apollo) is the source of this 240-nucleotide messenger RNA. Lineage: Eukaryota; Metazoa; Arthropoda; Insecta; Lepidoptera; Papilionidae. The record is from the annotation of a GenBank genome assembly.